GCCGGCAGCCGGCGGGGAUGGAGGUGCUGUGUGCGGCGGGGGGGCUCCUGCUGGCCCUGUCCCUCCUGACCUUCGUCCUGUACUGCUGCUACGUGCAGUACAUCCACGCUAAGUACGACUACAUCCCCGGCGCCCCGCGGGAGAGCUUUUUAUUUGGACACCUGCCAAUCAUAUGGAGAAUGGUGAGGAAUCGGGAGUUAACGCCAGAUCUCUUCCUGCAGUGGGCAGAGAAAUAUGGACCUGUUGUACGAGUGAAUGCCUUUCACAGAAUCUCAGUAUUGGUUGUGAGUCCAGAAGGAGUGAAGGAGUUCUUGAUGUCACCACAGCACCCAAAGGAUCCAAUGGUGUAUGGUACUCUCUUCAGCCUAUUUGGUGAGAGGUUUCUAGGGAAUGGCUUGGUAACUGUUUGCAACCAUGAGCAUUGGCGCAAGCAGCGGAGGAUAAUGGAUUCAGCUUUCAGCCGAAGCUACCUGAUUGGUCUGAUGGAAACUUUUAAUGAAAAAGCAGAGGAGCUGGUGGAGAAGCUAGAGGAAAAGGCAGAUGGAAAAACAGAGUUUAGCAUGCUGUCGAUGAUGAGCCGGGUGACCAUGGAUAUCAUUGGAAAGGUAGCCUUUGGCUUGGAAUUAAAUGCACUGAGUGAUGACCAGACAGCUUUACCCAGUGCUGUGACUAAGAUUAUGGAGGGACUGAACAAGGCACGCGUCCCCUUCAUAAGGUUCAUGCCAGGGCAUCAGAAGCUGGUAAAGGAGGCCAGGGAGAGUGUGAGGCUGUUGAGACGUGUGGGGAAGGAGUGCAUUGACCUGAGGAGAGAAGCCAUCCAGAAUGGGAAAGAAGCCACAGUGGAUAUUCUUACACAGAUACUGAAAGGAGAUGCUCUGGAGGAAACUAGAGAUGAUGAAAACAUUCUGGAUAACUUUAUCACUUUCUUUGUUGCAGGUCAUGAAACAAGUGCCAAUCAGAUGGCAUUUACAGUAAUGGCACUGGGUCAGCAUCCUGAAAUACUGGAAAGGGCUCAGGCUGAAGUGGAUGAAGUUCUUGGUGCCAAGAAAGACGUUGACUAUGAGGAUCUUGGCAAGCUCACCUACUUAUCACAGGUUUUGAAGGAGUCGCUGCGGCUGUACCCGCCCGUCUCAGGGACGCUCCGCAGGCUGGAGAAGGAGCAGGUCAUCAAUGGCAUCAGAAUUCCUGCAAACACCACAGUCUUUCUCAACGCUUAUGUAAUGGGAAGGAUGGAAAAGUUUUUCAAGGAUCCACUUACUUUUGAUCCAGAUCGAUUCAGCAAAGAUGCACCUAAGCCGUAUUACUGCUAUUUUCCAUUCUCUCUGGGACCCCGAUCCUGCAUUGGGCAGGUGUUUGCACAGAUGGAGGUAAAAGUGGUGAUGGCAAAGCUGCUGCAGAGGUUUGAAAUCCAGCUGGUGCCAGGACAGAGUUUUAAACUCUUGGAGGCUGGAACCUUAAGGCCACUAGAUGGAGUAAUAUGUAAAUUAAAGCCAAGGAGCUCUGCAAGAGGCUGCCAAGCAUGACUGCUCGGGGAGGGGAGCAUGGCAUGCUACUGGUAGUGUGUCUUCUGAUUUUGAAGAUCUUGACACUAAUCAAAGGUUAGAUUUUGCAGACCCCUUUAGAGGAUUACUAGACCGAUAUUAUUUCUAACCUUCCUCAUCAUUUACUGAAGAAAGCCUUACGAGAGUUACUCUACUGAGCAUCUUCAAUCUGGAAGUGUAUGUGGAAUUUCCAAGUUUGCUCUUUUGCUGGGGGGCUAUUGGAUUCUGACCAGACUUGGAAAAGAACAUCUUCUCACUGGAGUAUCCCUAGAGAACCACACAAACCUACACUCCAGACCCAGCUCAUUGUUUCCACUAAGUUUAUAUAUAACAUAACAUGGCCUAAGGAAGCCCUUCUUUGGGGAGUUUCUUACACAAUGAAAUCAGAAAAGAGUAGAGCAUAAAUUUGGGCUGAAUUUAGGAAGAGAUGUUUGGAGAUAGUCUCUCAGUCAAAGCAAUUUUUCUAUCCCUGCUCCAAAUGUGAAUAACAAUUGAUAGGAACAAUCAGAAAAAAAAA
Messenger RNA from Pseudopodoces humilis (Tibetan ground-tit), 2058 nucleotides. RefSeq names its product cytochrome P450 family 46 subfamily A member 1 (gene CYP46A1). Gene Ontology annotation, biological process: cholesterol catabolic process. The record is from RefSeq and is a predicted model, not a curated record. Gene Ontology annotation, molecular function: iron ion binding; heme binding; cholesterol 24-hydroxylase activity. NCBI's taxonomy places the organism in Eukaryota, Metazoa, Chordata, Aves, Passeriformes, Paridae.